CAUCUUUCUCUCUCCUCAUCCGGGCAACACCAUGUCAUCCACGACUCUAUGCCAUGGGCUCCCCCGCCACCGCUCUCUCCUUCCCUCCCCAACUCCACCACCACCGCUGCCGCUGCCUCCUCUCCCCACCACCCCUCUCUAAAAGCCCUACCCCUAAUCCCAUCCCCAUAAAUCCCCACCCCCUCCCCAACCGCCGUUCCCUCCUCCUCCUCUCCUCCUCCUCCGCCGCCGCCUCUCUCCUCCCCCUCUCCGCCGCCGCGGACACCGAUGCGUCUGCCCUUUCCCCCGCUCCCUCCUCCCCCUUAUCCGCCGCGGUCACCGAGCGCGUCUACAUGGACUUCAGCCUCUGCCCAAGCUACUUCCGCUCCGACCGCCCCCUGGGCUCCGACCUCGCCGCCUGCCCCGACCCCGAGCCCCUCGGCCGCGUCGUCUUUGGCCUCUACGGCAAGCUCCUCCCCCAGACCGUAGCCAACUUCAAGGCCAUGUGCGCCUCCGCCGCCUAUCGCGGCACCCUCGUCCACAAGGUCCUUCAGGGCCAGUUCUUCGUCGCCGGCCGCCAGGGCCGACGGGAGAAGGGUGAGGUCCGUCCGCCGCUGGAGCUUGCGAGGAACAUGGAGACGGUCGACCCGAGGGCGUUCCAGCUGAAGCACUUGAGGCCGGGAACUCUCUCGCUGUGCCUGUCCCAAAACGACGAUGACGAGGCGAUCAGACUCAAUCCUAAUUACCACAAUGUGGAGUUCUUGGUAACGACGGGUCCCGGCCCAUGCCCGCAACUCGACAAUGAGAACAUUGUCUUCGGAACCGUGCUUGAAGGACUGGAUGUUGUUACUACUAUAGCUACCAUUCCCACCUAUAAGCCAGCUGAAAGGAUUCGUCAGUUCAAUGAUUUUGCUGAGUUCAUUGGUGAUGAGAGAGCUCAGAUAGCUCGCACGAUGUGGAAUCGGCCUCUGAAAACAGUUUAUAUCAGUGACUGCGGAGAGCUCAAGGUGGCAAAGCCUUCCCUUUCGCCUAGUUUACCUUGACAUGUUGGAGUGAUGUAUAUAACUUAGAGCGAGUUAAUUUUAUUGUACCUGGGUAAAUAAUACUUCUCCUUUUUGUUUGAGAAAACUGUAAAUACAUGUAUGGAUCUUUUGCUAUGGCUUAUAAUCUUAUUGAUUUGCUUAUGCUU
Messenger RNA from Elaeis guineensis (African oil palm), 1168 nucleotides. RefSeq names its product peptidyl-prolyl cis-trans isomerase CYP28, chloroplastic. The record is from RefSeq and is a predicted model, not a curated record. Gene Ontology annotation, biological process: protein peptidyl-prolyl isomerization. Lineage: Eukaryota; Viridiplantae; Streptophyta; Magnoliopsida; Arecales; Arecaceae. Gene Ontology annotation, cellular component: chloroplast. Gene Ontology annotation, molecular function: peptidyl-prolyl cis-trans isomerase activity.